AAGCAAAAGACAGACGAUUUGGGCUGUUCGCUAUUUCUGUGUAUUCUCCAGCCUGUUUUACGAAGGUUUUGAAGACGUUUUACAGCAUGUAGCGUGCGUACUUCUAUCCAUUGCUUUGCCCUCGGAGACUGAACUAAUCGAUUACCGACACCGUGUGUUUACGUUGGAACGACUGGAAGCGCUGGACGUUUCUUGUGCUGAAACAAAGGUUGAUCUGCGUCACAACAAUAACAUCCACGUAAGAGGACCAGUCCUCUCUGAUACCCCUUCUCUGGCCCUGGCUUGGUGUCCGUGGUCCCGUCUGUAAUCGGCAGAAUGAAGAGUCCACCGUGGCCUAAGGGAAAGAAACUGGUCCACCUGGAUUUGAAAGGUGCCCCCCCCAGGCUGGAAUACCUCCUCAAGCUGAUCGAGCUGUUCUCCAAGCUGGGAGUCGACGGCCUGCUGGUGGAGUAUGAGGACAUGUUCCCUUAUGAUGGGGACCUGAAGCUGCUGCAGGCAACAGCCCAGCCACCUUACAGCCGAGAGGAGGUCCUGUCGAUGCAGGAAUUAGCCAAAUCUAAGGGCAUGGAGGUCAUCCCACUUGUGCAGACCUUUGGCCACAUGGAGUUUGUGCUGAAGCAUCGACCCAUGUGGAGCCUGAGAGAGAUGGCGCCGUGUGUGAGCACCCUGAAUCCCCACCGAACAGAAGGGGUGAGGCUGGUGAUGGAGAUGCUGAGGCAAGUGGUGGAGCUACAUCCAGGCUUAAAUGCACUGCAUAUCGGAGCAGAUGAGGUGUACAUGCUUGGCGAGGGGGAGGAGUCCAAGCUCUGGUUGGCUUCGCCCGGACGUACUGUGGAGCAGCUUUUCCUAAGUCAUGUGACCAAGGUGGCUCAAGCCAUCAAAGAGGCGUGGCCAGACAUGACCAUCAUAAUGUGGGAUGAUAUGAUGAGAGGCAUGAGCCAGGACACACUAAAAGCUAGUGGCCUAGUGGGAUUGGUCCAGCCCAUGUUGUGGGACUACACCCCAAAUCUUGAUGUGGACACAACUGUGUCUCUGCUGGAGAAGUACUGCCGUGCCGGUAUGUCCGACCUGUGGGCGGCCAGCUCCUUCAAAGGCUCCACCAGUGUGCACACCUGUGUGCCCAGCACGCAGAGGCAUGUGGAUAAUCAUGUGCAGUGGCUGAAGGUGGCUGCUGCUUUAUCUGCCGCCGUAAACCUGCAGGGCAUCGCCAUCACAGGCUGGCAGAGGUACGACCACCUGUCGGUGCUGUGCGAGCUAAUGCACGUGGGCCUCCCGUCGCUGGCGGCCUGUCUCCAGACGCUCAGCCUCGGUGAGUUCAGCCCUGAGGCUCAGAGCAAAGUAGCCGAGACACUGGGUAUCUCCUCAGUGGAGGCAGAGGCCAUGGGGAGGACGACCGAGGACGAGUCGUUGUUCCCAGGCAGGAGGCUGGCUGAGUUAACUGUAGAGCUCAAUUCACUGCUCAACUCGGAGGACAUACGAUUUUUUGAAAACAACAUGUAUGUUAGAGGUUGGUUCAGCUCCUACCACCAACAGAGGAAGAUGGUGAGCCCUCUCAUCGCUAUGCAGAUUCAGAGCCAAGCAUCAGCGUAUUUGACGGCGUUACAAGAGAAGGUGGAGGCAUUGAGAGAGGAGAUGGUGCUUCUGUACCCGGAGUCGACAGCCCAGGAGUGGAUCGUUGAACACGUCAGCCCCGUAUUGGCUCCUUUGCAGAGGAUAACGGAGGAUAUCACAGCCUGCGUCAAUGAGAUGGUGCCUUCUAAUAUUUUGCCGGCUCACAAUCAAACUGCGUCAUUUGAGUGACUUAUGUGUAGAUUUACGCUAAAUGUAUCAAUUGUAGCAAUGACCACAACAACAAAAAAGACUUUGGGUUUGCAGUUCUAGUAAUUUUAUAUAAUUCCUCCAAAUGCAUCAAAGUAAACACAGACAAUAAAAUUAACCAACAAAAA
Gasterosteus aculeatus aculeatus (three-spined stickleback) is the source of this 1946-nucleotide messenger RNA. RefSeq names its product hexosaminidase d (gene hexd). The record is from RefSeq and is a predicted model, not a curated record. Gene Ontology annotation, molecular function: hexosaminidase activity. NCBI's taxonomy places the organism in Eukaryota, Metazoa, Chordata, Actinopteri, Perciformes, Gasterosteidae. Gene Ontology annotation, biological process: carbohydrate metabolic process.